AUGGUACAGGAUCAGCCUCAAACACCUAUCAAACGGGAACGUAAUGAAGAGCACAUCCCUUGCAUUGAUGGAGAGGGAACCUAUCAAAAGACGCUACCAACGCCACCUAAAACACACCCGUCGAAACGAUGGUCUGACGAAUUACCUCCGAAUGAUCGAGUAUUUUAUCAUCAAACGCUGAGUUCUGCUCGUCGCGCUGCACAUUUCGUGAACCAUGGGAGUAUUCCCGUCGAUUCCCUAGACAUCACUCUUGCAGCACAGUACAACCAUUCCGAUGAUCUAUUUCUUGGGAAAAACGAUGUUGUGCUUCAAGAGGAAACGCUCGGUCGGAGCACAUUUCGUCGAUUGCGAAACACGCGCGAUUUGAGUCCAGAGAAAGUUAUACCUCUUAAACAUCCGCUGCUUAUCGGUGGAUUGAAGGAAAAGUCCUCGCCGAACAGCGUGAAGCUCAUGAACACAGGCCCGCACACGCCGCUGACGAAUCCGGGUUAUUCCAGACAAACAGGAGAUGGCAACUUCUUCAAUUACUAG
Messenger RNA from Anopheles nili, 531 nucleotides. RefSeq names its product cilia- and flagella-associated protein 276. The coding region runs from base 1 to 531 and encodes 176 amino acids. The record is from RefSeq and is a predicted model, not a curated record. The transcript has 2 exons. NCBI's taxonomy places the organism in Eukaryota, Metazoa, Arthropoda, Insecta, Diptera, Culicidae.